GAGGGAGUUAUGCACAAGGACAUCUCUCUAGUCAGUUGUGGUGAAAUUGUCCGGAGGAGGUUUGGAUGCAAAAUAAUUAUAUCAACGGAGAAACAAGUGGGACUGAUAUUAAAUAAGAGCAGCGAUGCGAUUGGUCAGCGUGGCGGGGGCGCGGCUCCGCAGGGCGGUCGAGGAGGAGAAGGAGAAGGAGCCCCCACCUCCCCCCUCGCACCACUCCAACCACCAGUUUGCGAGCAUGAAGAGCAAGUUCUUCAAUGAGCUCACACACCUGCCAAAUCAUAAACUCAACAUGCCCAUGUGGGCAGUGGGAGCCAUCGUGGUGGUGGUCCUCGCCCUCGUGGCCUGCCUGGGAUUCUGCAUCUUCAAGAAGUGCUUCAACAAGGGCAGCAAGCCCAAGAAGGUCCGCGAGCGGAAGGGAGGACGAGGGCGCAGAAAGAAGGACAAGGACGGCGAGGACGGAGGGGAUAAGGAAGGAGAGGACGGGAAGCAAGACGAAGAGAAGGAGUUCUAUGGCAAACUGGAGUACUCACUGGACUAUAACUUCACUGAUAACCAGCUGAUCGUGGGCAUCCUCCAGGCACAGGACCUCCCAGCUAUGGACAUGGGCGGGACCUCAGACCCCUACGUCAAAGUCUACAUGCUGCCGGACAAGAAGAAGAAGUUUGAGACCAAAAUUCAGCGCAAGAACCUGUGUCCAGUCUUCAAUGAGACCUUCACCUUUAAGAUACCCUACAGCGAGUUGGGCGGUCAGACUCUGGUGCUGCAGGUUUUCGACUUUGACCGUUUUGGUAAACAUGACACCAUUGGUGAGAUCAAGAUCCCCAUGAACUCCAUUGACCUCGCACAGCCGAUACACGAAUGGAAAGAUCUGGUUGGAGGCGAGAAGGAGGAGCAAGAGAAGCUGGGUGAUGUCUGCAUUUCCCUCCGUUACGUCCCAACGGCCGGUAAGCUCACGAUUAACAUCAUGGAAGCCAAGAACCUGAAGAAGAUGGACGUCGGAGGCCUGUCAGACCCCUUUGUCAAGGUGGUGCUGCAGCACAACGGGAAGCGCCUGAAGAAGAAGAAGACAACAGUCAAACAAAACACUCUGAAUCCGUACUUCAAUGAGAGCUUCAGCUUCGAGAUCCCUUUCUCCCAGAUCCAGAAAAUCCAGGUGGUGAUCACCGUGUACGACUACGACAAGCUCGGCAGCAACGACCCCAUCGGCAAGUGCUGGAUGGGAUACGGGGCGUCGGGUGUCGGGCUGCGCCACUGGUCGGACAUGCUGGCCAAUCCCAGGCGCCCCGUGGCCCAGUGGCACACGCUGCAGCCUGAGGAGGAGGUGGACGCCGCCCUGAAGGCCCCCAUUCGCUAACCACGCUCCCACGGACACACGUGUGUGUGGAGCAUCACCUGCAAAGGAGGGGUAGUCUUUCAAUCUAAAAGCAAACAACGGUGGGUUUUAUAAAACGACCUGUAACUUGAAUAGUAAUCAUUCACACCAACAUCGAUUGUGUGAUAUUUUGGGGAUCUCUUCACAUGCCUUGCAUGUGUACUCUGUAUUCAAGCACACAGAAACAGGAUGUGCACUUGCAUCGGGACUCAGAUUUAUUCAAGCGUACUGGCCCAAACUGUCUCAUUCAAAGUCAAACUACAAAUUUACACUGAGCGACCAGUUCAGCGACUCACAUAUUCAGAAGUCAAAGGGUCCGUUUGCUCUUGGACAACAGGGUCUCCAGCACAUUUCCCCGGCCGAAUCCAAUUCAGUUUACCAGUGUUUUUGGAAUUAACGAUUUUUUAGAAACCACUGUCGAGAGGGUGGCGCUAGAACGUUCUCCACCCUCUGAGAGCGGAGAUAGAAAAAAAAGUUUGUCCGACUCCAAUCUGCUGUCGCAGAGCUGAAGUGUGAAUAUUCCUCUUUGUCCUCUGUCGUCCUCAUGUUUUCCCACUCGUUUGCCCCGAGAACCCCUCCUAACUUCCAAACUAAACUUGAUUCCCCCCCCCCUCUGAAACUUGUUGCUUGUAGUUACAUGUUUCUACUCACUAUUGGUCUGUAUCUUUGUGGCUCCUUCUUCUGCUACUGUUUGGAUGAGGGGAGCGUCUGGUGAGCGUGCAUAUUGAUGCGUGCGCGCGCGUGUGUGUUGUAUGUAUAUAAAAAAAAUGGAAAGCUGUUUGUGGUCUCACUUUCGAUUCAUACCAUGUGACUGUCAAGUAAAUAGCUGAAGAAAAAUAAAAAAAAUGAAA
This is a messenger RNA of Scophthalmus maximus (turbot), 2223 nucleotides long. RefSeq names its product synaptotagmin Va (gene syt5a). Gene Ontology annotation, molecular function: syntaxin binding; clathrin binding; phosphatidylserine binding. The record is from RefSeq and is a predicted model, not a curated record. NCBI's taxonomy places the organism in Eukaryota, Metazoa, Chordata, Actinopteri, Pleuronectiformes, Scophthalmidae. Gene Ontology annotation, cellular component: axon; synaptic vesicle membrane; dense core granule. The transcript has 10 exons. Gene Ontology annotation, biological process: calcium ion-regulated exocytosis of neurotransmitter; synaptic vesicle endocytosis; regulation of dopamine secretion. The coding region runs from base 125 to 1354 and encodes 409 amino acids.